CCGCGCUGCCUGCGGGGGGCGGGGCUUCUGCUUGCCGUUCAGAGAAAGUGCCACGACUGAGCAGCAGCAGCGGUCGACAGCAGCGGUCGACAGCAGCAGCAGCAGCAGCGGUCGACAGCAGAGUUCAGACUUCCUGUGACUCUCAGAUCAAUCAUGGACUCCGACCCACAAACAAUUGGCCUCAUGGUGUUUGGAGGCUUCAUGAUCCUCUCGGCAGUGGGCAUCGCCCUCGUCUCCACGCUCUCCAUGAAGGAGACGUCAUAUGAUGAGGCGCUGGCCAAACAGCGGCACCAGCUCAUCCAAACGCAGACCCAGAAAGCAGAGAAGAAGAAGAAGAACAAAGCCAAGAGGAAGGAGGACCGACCCGAUGGGAAGUUCUCAGAACCAGGCAGUGAUGGUGGCGAGGAGCCGGAGGGUGUGACCUGUACUGAACCAGAAUCUGAGCCAGAACCUGCCACUGAGCUUGAUGCUGCCCCUAACCCAUCACCUGAACCUGAACCUGAACCUGAACCUGAACAAGAACCAGAACUCGCUGUGGUUACCGGCACCACAAUCAGGUCUGCUCCAGCCCCCUCACCAAAGAAGAAGAAGAAGUCAGCCAAGGUGGAGCCAGCUGCUGUGAUGGAAAAGGUUACUAAGGAAGUUCUGGUCAUGGCCCUGGCGCCGGUGGUCGGUGUUUCUCCGGUAAACGUCACCAAAGAACCGUCUGCUGCCAAAACUGAAGAACCCAAAGAGACCUCGAGCAAGAAGAAGAAGUCCAAGAACAAACCUGAUCCAGUGACUGACUCCGCCCUGCUGCUGCCGUACGGCGAGCUGCUGACCGCCGUGUCCAGCAUGACGCUCAGCGACGACAAGAUGCACAAACUCAUGGAGGUCCUGAACCAGAAGGCCGGCGUCCGCCAAGACUCCUGGCAGCUGGCCUGUCAGAGAGGAGAUCCACUGGCCGCUCUAAAGAAACAGCUGGAGGAGAAAGACAAGCUGCUGACCAGUGAGCAGGAAGACGCCGCUGUCAUCAAAAGUCGCCUUCGAGAGCUCAGCAAGGAACUCGGUGCAGAGAAAUCCAAGAUGGCGUCUUUGGAGGCCCGACUGAAGGCGGAGCUGAGUGCUCGGGUUCAGGAGGUUGAUACCCUGCAGACCAGAAUGAGGACUGGUGACCAGGAGCACCUGAAACUUACCCAGCAGCUCAACCAAAAGAUCGGGAGUCUGCAGGAACAGCUGGAGAACGGCCCCAACGCUCAGCUGACCCGAUUGCAGCAGGAGAACUCGAUCCUCCGAGACGCCCUGAACCAGGCCACCAGCCAGGCUGAGAGCAGGCAGAAUACAGAGCUGGCUCGUCUCAGGCAGGACUGUGUCCGUCUGGGUCGGGAGUUGACCAAGCAUACCAACGCUCUGCAGUCCGAUGAAGAGCAGAGGAAGAGCCUGGAGGUCAAGAUGGCCGCUGCCGAGCAAGAACUGGCCCGAGCCCAGCUGGUCCACGCAGACACUGAGCACGCUCUGCAGCAGCAACUGGAGGAAGUGUGUUCACAGCUGAAAGCAUCGCAGCAGGAAGCUGCUGCUGUUAGUGAGCUGCAGGAGGCGCUGGCGUCCAGAGAGGCGGAGCUGCAGGAGCUCAAGGUCCAGCUGGAGAACCAGGUUACAAUCCAGGGAUCAGGAAGUGAGACAGAAUCCGAGCAGCCGUUUGAAAGUCUGGAGAAAGACUCUCUGCUGCUACGACUGGAGGAGGAACUACAACAGACCCGUAACCAUGGCAACGAGCUUCAGGAGAAAAUGGCGGCGAAGGCGGAGGCGUUUUCAACCGCAGAGCGUCUGAGCGAGCAGAGGGAGGCGGAGCUUAAAGCAGCGCUGACUGACUCAGAAACCAGGUUUGCCGCCCUGCGUUUGGACUUCCAGGCGUCGCUGCAGGUUCUGUUUCCUGGCGUCUCCGUGGAGGCGGAGCAGAACGACUGGCUGGAACUGUUUACUCAGAAGGUUGAGCAGAGUAAAAUCGAGGCAGAGACGUCUCACUCUGAGCUGCAGUCGCGGCUCCAUGAGGCAGACAGGAAACAGGCGGAGCUGGAGGCGGAGUCUGAUCACAGCAGGAAGCUGCUGCAGGAAGCCGAGGCGGAGCUUGAGGCUCUGCGGCGGCGCUCUGAAGAAGAUAAAAACGUCUGGAGGCAGAAAAUGUCUGAAGCUGAACAGAAGAAACAAACAGUCCUGGAUCAGCUGCAGCUGCUGGAGGACGAGGUUCAGCGGGGGAGGACGGGGAUGGAGGACACGCGGCAGCUGAAGGAGCAGCUGAUGCUGCUGGAGGCACAGCUGGAGAAACAGCUGGAGGAGGCCGGCUUCGCUCAGAGUCGCAGGGAGGAGCUCGCUCAGGUGCAGUGGGAGCUGCAGCAGCUGGACAGAGAGCUGCAGCAGGUGAGUCCUACCUUUCACCUGUCCUCUGGUCGGUGGACGCUCACACUGCUCACACCUCUCUCUCAUUUCAGGCUCGACAGGAAGUGUUGCAGCUGCAGACGGAGGCUGGUCGGAGGUCAGCUGCUGCGCUCCAGGAGGCCGCUGUCGAGGUGAAGGAGGAGACGCCGGUGUGAAACAGCAACCCUUUCGGAUCCUGUUACCAUGGUAACGUUGAGUGACGUCGACCUCGAGCGGAUUUCAGAUCUGACCACUCGAUGAAAACUGUUAAAUGUGCAAUUAUUUGACUGGACUUCAGUGUGACACAAUAAACUGUAAUGUCGGAAUCUUU
Dicentrarchus labrax (European seabass) is the source of this 2725-nucleotide messenger RNA. RefSeq names its product ribosome binding protein 1b (gene rrbp1b). The record is from RefSeq and is a predicted model, not a curated record. Bases 154 to 2550 code for a protein of 798 amino acids. Gene Ontology annotation, biological process: protein transport. Gene Ontology annotation, cellular component: endoplasmic reticulum membrane. Lineage: Eukaryota; Metazoa; Chordata; Actinopteri; Moronidae. The transcript has 20 exons.